AUGGCCGUCAAAAUAUCACUAUUCACUGCCGACCUCCUCCGCGCCGCCGCCGCCUGCAAGCCCUUCCUCUGCGCCGCACGCAGCGCGCCGUUUCUCCGCCGCUUCCGCCGCCGCCACCCGUCCUCCUGCCCGCACCUCCUCGGAUGCGUCAUCCUCAUCCCCAACCGCCUCCCCAUCUCUCCCCCAUUAUCAUCAUCAUCAUCAUCAUCAUCAUCAUCCUCGUCCGCGGCUUCGGCUGCCAACGGCUGCGGCGGCGACUUCGCCCUGUCCUUCCUCCCGGGCGGCGGCUGGCUGGGCCGGGGCCCCGCCACGUGGGAGCACCUGGACUGCCGGAAUGGCCGCGUCCUCCUCAAGAACAAGGGGUCCCAGGAGCUCGCCGUCGCGGACCCGGUCUCCCGCCGGUGCGUCUCCCUCCCGACGCCCCCCGCCGGGCGCGCCGUUGGUUACGGCCUCUUCACCGACCACGGCGACUCCUCGGAGUUCCGCGUGGUCUGCGUCUCGCGGGACACCGCCUCAGGCGAGCUGCGUGCGCUGUUCCUGUCCUCCGGCGAGCUCGCCUGGGCCGACGUCGCCGGCGUCGAGUGCCAGACCGAUCUCGCCGCCGGUUCCCGUGCGAUGCAGGCAAACCGUUCGCUUUACUGGAGACUCGACGGCGGGGAGCGCAUGGUGGCCUUCAGCACGGCGUCCAUGGAGUUCUCGGUCCUGGACCUCCCGCCUGACUUGCGGGAGCUCAGCUUCGAUGCUGUUGACAGGGGGGAAGAGGAGGAUGUCAAUGUGCUCCAUCUGGUCACCAUGAGGGGCUUCCGCAUUGAGCUGUGGGCUGGCACGGUGGACGGUGACGGUGGGAUAGCGUGGAGGCGGGUGGAGAAGUCGGUGAGGUUCCACAAGGUGCCGACGGAGAUGAUCAAUCCUUCGGUGGAUUCGUACCAGCACGAGCUGGAUGUCAUCGGAGUGGCUGCUGGCGUUCUGUUCUUGCGGCAGUGGAAUCAUCUAUUCUCCAUUGAUCUUGAAACCAUGAGGCUCAAGAUGUUGCCCAAUGAGGAUUGCGCGGAGGCACUGAUCUAUCCUUACACGAUCGCAUGGCCGCCUUCUUUCUUGAAUCAGCAGGACAAGGCGGGGAACUAGUCUGUGGUGGGUACCUCGCACAACUCUGAGUAAUAAUCUGCAUAUACACAACAAGACAAGGCGGGGAACUAGUCUGUGGAAUAGGCUUCUUUUGACACCAAGCUCCAGCGUGUGGUGAGGAGUUUGGCAGAGUCAAUGGUGGAAAAGGAAGGAACUUGAUUAUCCGGAAUGAAGUCUUAGAAAUUAUCACUGCUCAACUGCUCUAGUUGUGCUUACAAGUUUCUGCCUUGUAUGUAUCCUGUAUUUGUUUUCUAGGUUGGUAAAUUGUUCUCAAAUUCUGUCUGCUGUUGCUCUAGUAGUAAAUAUUAUUCCAUCUUGAAGUGUUGUAUUUAGUUUGUUAAAAUAAGGUUGGCAGAAGCUUCGUACUGUUCAUAUAGUUAUAUUGUGCUGAUUUAUGUAUCACUUCAUACUGUUCAUUAAGAAAUGACAGACCUAUUUCAGUUGGACUUGGUAUUA
Molecule: messenger RNA, 1581 nt
Organism: Panicum virgatum (switchgrass)
Lineage: Eukaryota; Viridiplantae; Streptophyta; Magnoliopsida; Poales; Poaceae
Exons: 3
Coding region: 1-1125 (374 amino acids)
Source: RefSeq, a predicted model, not a curated record